AUGAGCAAGCUUGCGUCAACUUAUGCGCAUCAAAGGCGAUGGAAGGAGGCUGAAGAGCUAGAGAUGCGGGUAAUGGAGACGAGCAAGUCGGUGCUUGGAGAGGAACAUUACGACACAUUGGCAAGCAUGCAUAAUCUUGCAUUCAUUUGGAAAGACCAAAAAAGAUGGGAUGAUGCAACUCAACUAUUGCAGGACUGUGCUCGCCGUAGAGAGAAGGUUCUUGGUAUAAAUCACCCAGAUGCAGUGGCUUCUGCUUCGGCUCUGCUGAAAUGGAAGCUAGAUUUUACUUAA
Molecule: messenger RNA, 291 nt
Organism: Pyricularia pennisetigena
Lineage: Eukaryota; Fungi; Ascomycota; Sordariomycetes; Magnaporthales; Pyriculariaceae
Exons: 1
Coding region: 1-291 (96 amino acids)
Molecular function (GO): protein binding
Source: RefSeq, a predicted model, not a curated record